CUCUGGUUCUCGUGGGUUCAAAUCCUACAUUUGGAGAAUUUGUUUCUCUAAAUUUUCUUUUCUAUUUUCAAUAGCCAAUUAACGACCAACGCGGUUUAGUCAAAAUAGUGUCAUUCUUUUCAACAGAAAUACCAGUCUGAGUGUCUGGCAUUUUUCAAAGCCACCAGAGAGAGAGAGAGAGAGAGAGAGAAAUGGCAAGCAACGAUAGCAAUUGCAGACGAGGGAGAGGAAAAACCAUAGACCCAGCUGCCCAUCCCAGGCCUAAAGCCACCGACGACAUUAUCUACACUUCCAUUGCAACACCACCACCUCUAAUCCCAGCAUCCUCCUCAUCAUCAUUCUCCCCCAAUGUUCAUGACCAUGACCCACAUGCCUCUGCCUCUCCCCCCCAUCAUCACAUCAACGCUGGUCCUGAGAGUAAGGAUGAUGCCUUUGAUUCUACAUUGCUGAAACAUGAGACUAGUGAUGAUGUUUCCGGUGCAAAUAAUUUCGAUGCUGGAAGCCAUGGAGAACCUCAAUUGAGGAAACGUGGCAAUAGUAUUGAAGAUAUUCAGACUCCUUUGGAUGAUAUGAUAAAAGUACAACCAUCACUUGACACAUCAGUGGUUCAAGGAAUCUCAAUUGAUAGAGAACCACACAAAGUACCUCUAAACAAAUGAGUAUCUGCAUUAUAGCUUCUGAGAGUACACGCAUUAUUUGUGCUCUCAUAAAAGCAUUCUUAGUAGUUUUGGAAUAUUAACUUUAGUGCAUAAUAUUGUACAGGGCCAACCUAGAUAUUUUGGGGCCUAAAGCGAG
Molecule: messenger RNA, 795 nt
Organism: Quercus robur (English oak)
Lineage: Eukaryota; Viridiplantae; Streptophyta; Magnoliopsida; Fagales; Fagaceae
Exons: 2
Coding region: 192-659 (155 amino acids)
Source: RefSeq, a predicted model, not a curated record